Molecule: messenger RNA, 3176 nt
Organism: Sabethes cyaneus
Lineage: Eukaryota; Metazoa; Arthropoda; Insecta; Diptera; Culicidae
Gene: TER94
Product: transitional endoplasmic reticulum ATPase TER94
Exons: 5
Coding region: 176-2587 (803 amino acids)
Biological process (GO): mitotic spindle disassembly; autophagosome maturation; retrograde protein transport, ER to cytosol
Cellular component (GO): nucleus; VCP-NPL4-UFD1 AAA ATPase complex; cytosol
Molecular function (GO): ATP hydrolysis activity; ATP binding; polyubiquitin modification-dependent protein binding
Source: RefSeq, a predicted model, not a curated record
GACGAGUCUUUGAACAAAGUAGGAGAGUCAUUGUGGUGAAGUCUGGAAGGGAGAAGCGUUUGCUGCUAACAUAAAGAAGAAAGUUGAAAACUGCAAGAUUUUGUGUAAUAUUCGCAUUAAUAGCAUUUCGAUAUUUCGUUUCGGAUACCGAGUAAUUCUUCGCAUCUGAAAAACCAUGGCCGAAGGAAAGAAUGAGGACUUGGCGACCGCUAUUCUGAAGCGUAAGGACCGCCCCAACCGCCUGAUAGUAGAUGAAGCCGUGAAUGAUGAUAACUCGGUUAUCUCCCUAUCGCAGGCAAAGAUGGAUGAACUGCAGUUGUUCCGUGGUGACACGGUCUUGCUGAAGGGGAAGCGUCGCAAAGAGACGGUCUGUAUCGUUCUUUCGGACGACAACUGCCCGGAUGAAAAGAUUCGCAUGAACCGGGUGGUGCGCAACAACUUGCGCGUCCGUUUGGGUGAUGUGGUCUCUAUACAAUCCUGUCCGGAUGUCAAGUAUGGCAAGCGAGUACACAUUUUACCGUUGGACGAUACCGUCGAAGGACUAACGGGCAAUCUCUUCGAUGUUUAUCUUAAACCGUACUUCCUGGAGGCCUAUCGCCCUAUCCAUCAAGACGACACAUUUAUUGUUCGUGGUGGUAUGCGAGCCGUUGAAUUUAAGGUGGUUGGUGCCGAUCCCGCACCUUUCUGUAUCGUAGCUCCGGAUACAGUCAUUCAUUGCGAGGGUGAUCCGAUCAAACGAGAAGAAGAGGAGGAAGCACUGAACGCCGUCGGUUACGAUGAUAUCGGAGGAUGCCGCAAACAGCUGGCUCAGAUUAAGGAGAUGGUUGAACUUCCUUUGAGACAUCCGUCACUCUUCAAGGCUAUCGGUGUCAAACCACCAAGAGGAAUUCUGAUGUAUGGACCGCCCGGUACUGGUAAAACUCUGAUUGCACGGGCCGUCGCCAAUGAGACUGGAGCAUUUUUCUUUUUGAUCAAUGGUCCCGAGAUCAUGUCCAAGUUGGCUGGAGAAUCGGAAUCGAAUCUUCGAAAGGCAUUUGAGGAAGCCGAGAAAAAUUCACCGGCGAUUAUUUUCAUCGACGAAUUGGACGCUAUUGCCCCGAAACGUGAAAAAACUCAUGGUGAGGUUGAGCGCCGAAUCGUUUCGCAAUUGCUGACCUUGAUGGACGGUAUGAAGAAGAGCUCGCAUGUAAUUGUAAUGGCCGCUACAAACAGACCGAACUCGAUCGAUCCGGCUCUUCGUCGGUUCGGACGCUUUGAUCGUGAAAUUGAUAUUGGUAUUCCGGAUGCUACAGGUCGGUUAGAAGUUCUACGAAUUCACACCAAAAACAUGAAAUUGGCUGACGACGUCGAUUUGGAGCAAAUUGCCGCCGAAUCGCAUGGUCACGUUGGAGCUGAUUUGGCUUCACUAUGCUCGGAAGCCGCAUUACAACAAAUUCGUGAGAAAAUGGAUCUCAUUGAUUUGGAAGAUGACCAGAUUGAUGCUGAAGUAUUGAACUCUCUGGCAGUUUCCAUGGAGAACUUCCGUUACGCUAUGACCAAAUCAAGCCCAUCCGCUUUGCGCGAAACGGUGGUCGAAGUGCCGAAUACGACUUGGUCAGAUAUCGGAGGUCUGGAGAAUGUUAAACGGGAAUUGCAAGAAUUGGUGCAGUAUCCGGUGGAGCAUCCGGAUAAGUUCUUGAAGUUCGGUAUGCAACCAUCGCGUGGUGUACUCUUCUACGGACCACCUGGUUGCGGUAAGACCUUGCUGGCAAAGGCAAUUGCUAAUGAGUGCCAAGCAAAUUUCAUCUCAGUUAAGGGACCGGAGCUUUUGACGAUGUGGUUCGGCGAGUCCGAAGCCAAUGUUCGUGACAUUUUUGAUAAGGCUCGCUCGGCUUCACCUUGCGUUUUGUUCUUUGACGAGUUGGACAGUAUCGCCAAGUCCCGUGGAGGCAAUGUGGGAGAUGCCGGCGGUGCUGCCGAUCGCGUAAUUAACCAAAUUCUAACAGAAAUGGAUGGUAUGGGGGCGAAAAAGAAUGUAUUCAUCAUCGGUGCCACCAACCGACCGGACAUCAUCGAUCCGGCCAUUCUGCGCCCUGGCCGUCUCGAUCAGUUGAUCUACAUUCCGCUGCCGGAUGACAAGUCCCGCGAGGCCAUUUUGAAAGCUAAUUUGCGUAAAAGCCCGGUGGCGGCUGACGUCGAUUUGACUUAUGUAGCGAAAGUAACUCAGGGAUUCUCAGGUGCCGAUUUGACUGAAAUAUGUCAACGUGCUUGUAAACUAGCAAUUCGGCAAGCGAUUGAAGCAGAGAUCCGCCGGGAGCGAGAGCGAACAGAAAAUCAGAGCUCAGCAAUGGAUAUGGAUGAGGACGAUCCAGUUCCUGAAAUCACCCGUGCACAUUUCGAAGAAGCAAUGAAAUUUGCCCGCCGAUCUGUGUCCGACAACGACAUCAGGAAGUACGAAAUGUUUGCCCAAACACUGCAGCAAUCGCGUGGUUUUGGAAACAAUUUUAGAUUCCCCGGAGGCCAGGGCGGAUCGAGCUCACAGGGACAAGGAUCGAACCAACCGACGAGCAAUCCAGGUGACAAUGGGGACGAUGAUCUCUACAGUUAGAUUGCUUUCAGUAACUUUUUGCUGCAAAAGUAAUAUUAUUCAAUUCGUAAUAUCAAAUGAGCGAGAAUGUCCAUCCGUUAAGAUUCCAAUCUUCAUUCUAGAACAACCAAACGGAUAUCAGUCUAUUUUAAGUUCAUUUACCUUCUAAAUCUCUAACCGCCACUUUGAAAAAAUGUUCUUUGUCAAUAUAUCAGUUUAAAAUAAUUACUUUCCGCAAGAAACUAGCAAAUCAGAUUUUGGUUGAAGAAGUUAAUUUACCCGACAUGGCAAAAUCGACAGCUUUUGUCGAAAAUUUAUCAUCGUCCUUUUACAGCGAUUUUUUUUUCUAAUUAGAAUUCUCCGUGGUCUUGCUCUGUUGAAAUAAAUUGGUUGAUAUCUGUAAUGAAGGUAACGUAUGAUACUGCAUUUGCGUGUAAUGAGAUACCGAGGAAGCUUGUACUAGAGUGAUUAUUGCUGAAUUGGUUCCACGGUAUGACGUUUACUAAACAAAACUUAUAAUUAUUUGACUUUUUACUCUUGAUAACAUGUAGGAAUUAUGAACCUUAGAAUGGUAAAAAUGACUUUGGUAAUGUGAUUAAAAAGCGAGUAA